Messenger RNA from Penaeus indicus, 933 nucleotides. RefSeq lists its product as uncharacterized. The record is from RefSeq and is a predicted model, not a curated record. NCBI's taxonomy places the organism in Eukaryota, Metazoa, Arthropoda, Malacostraca, Decapoda, Penaeidae. The transcript is spliced from 4 exons. The coding region runs from base 1 to 873 and encodes 290 amino acids.
AUGGCUGGAGCCUUGAAUACUCUUUUGUCUCGUGGUUACCAUUCAGAUCCUCAGAAGGAACAUUGGGAUUUUCAACACCCAGUUAGAAGGCAGUUACAGUAUAACUUUGAAUCCAUUAUUCUGCAGCUACCAGAUGAGAGUGUCGAGGGUGCUCGUUUAGUAGAAUCCAUAGAAGUCAAGCAUGUGGAUGAGGUGCCUAAAACUAGUAGAGAUUCUCAUGCAAAGCACUCUAGUAAGACAGCUAGGCUUGUUGGUGAGGACAUUAGAGCUGCCACACCCCCUGGAGCAUACCCAGCUGUGAGGAGCCAGCUGCUACCUCCUUCCACACCCUCGCCACGACGUCCUAUUGGAUCUCCUCAGGUUGCUUGCGAAGUUGUUACUGUUCAGGCUGAUGUACACCAUAUACCUGCACAUAUAGACAGAAUCUCCUCUGAAGAUUUAGAAAUUUUUCCAAUACCUGCCACUGGAGAAUUUGAGGUACAAGAUAUACAACCUCAGCUAAUAAGUGGUGGACAGCUCCCAGAGGAGGCAUUCCAACCUGAGGCACAGCAACAGCCUUCUGAUGUGCCUUUGCCAUACAAAGCUCCUGGACCAGUUGUUGGUGAGGAGUCCUUCAUUCCAGGCACUGUCACCCCAAUAAGGCAUCCUUCAGCUCCUCCUAGGAGUGUUGAGACACCAAAUCUUUCACAGCUGUCUCGUUUGGAUACUGAGAAGGAGGUGCUUAACAUCAUAGACAAACAUACAAGUGGGAUUCUUAUUACAUUUACUGACCUGCUGCCAGAGAUACCCACCCGAAAGUCUGUGGUCAGUGUUUUCUCUACUCUACUAGGUGAGGGAACUGAAGCCCUUUUUCUUCAAUUCAUUGUUAAGUAGUCUUAGAUUAACUUUCUGUUGUUUUUUAUUGUUUAGUAUAAAUAUAUUCAUACUAACAAA